Phasianus colchicus (ring-necked pheasant) is the source of this 4948-nucleotide messenger RNA. RefSeq names its product achaete-scute family bHLH transcription factor 3 (gene ASCL3). NCBI's taxonomy places the organism in Eukaryota, Metazoa, Chordata, Aves, Galliformes, Phasianidae. Gene Ontology annotation, biological process: developmental process; regulation of transcription by RNA polymerase II. The record is from RefSeq and is a predicted model, not a curated record. Gene Ontology annotation, molecular function: DNA-binding transcription factor activity, RNA polymerase II-specific; protein dimerization activity; RNA polymerase II transcription regulatory region sequence-specific DNA binding.
AGUGGAAAUACGCAGUUGUUUAGUGCUAAGGGAAAGAAAGGCUCACUAAAUUGCUGAUUGGAAGAAGUUUUUAAUCCCUGACUGAAAUUUAGCUAGGCACAUUUAGUUAUAUUAUUGUGUUGCAAUGAUUUUCAUUUCCAGUGCCAAAGGAAAUGGUUUCAUAUAACAGUAUUAUAUAUUGGCAGGUACAGUUUUGACUUUCAUAAUUGACAGAGUGGGAGCAAAAUAGUGUGGAAAAUAGACUGUACCUGUAUGCAUAGCUCUUCAGUACCUUGAGUGGAAACAUAAGCUGUCCCAUAACAUUUGCAAUGACAACAUCUCUUUGGCAGAUGCAGCUCUUCAUUGUAUUCUCAAUCCUGUAGGCUUCCAAAACCACAAUUAAUCUGGGUGUAAUUAUAACAGGCACCUGAUUAGUGGAGGUGUAUGGUUCUCCCUCUAAGUACAAAACAGCACAGGGUGUAUUGACAGGAUAAAAACAAACAAACAAGCAAAAAACACAGUUGUGUUGGCGUCUAACCCUGAUGAGUCAAUGAUCAGUUAUGACAGUGAUGUACAUAGGAUGCCCUAAAGAAAAAUAACUUGUUGCAUUUGUGCCUACCUUUCAGUUCUAAUAGGUGCUUUAUAUCUUGGCUGCAUUUCUGAUCAGGUCUGAAGCUGGAGUAGAAGGAGGAUGCAGAACUUUGCUCCAGAUGGGGGAGGAGGAGAAGGGGAGGGAAAAAAAGGGAAUUAGGACUGAUAUUUGAGUUUAGUAUUGAGGCUUUCAAACAGCAAAGUGGAAGAGAAUUUAAAAGAACUGGGAACAAAUCGGAUCUUGUGAGAUGACCAUGAAAUGUAAUAUUAAUUUCAUCCAUGCUCUUAUUCAAAUGUGUGUUCAUUUUAACAGUAUUUAACUAAGUUCUAGCUGAUAAUUAAAUUUAAAUGUUAGUGUAUGAAGCUCCAGUAAAGGAAAAUGCUUGUUUAGUAAACUGUAACAGGGCAUAAGCAAAGUAUGUUCCUGAUUUACUUUUUCAGGUGAUCCAGUUGUGUUCAAUACAGUUUUAAAAUUUCUAGUCCUUAAUGCCAAGUCUUGUUGCCAUCAUAGCUGUAGUGUGGGUGGAAAAGCCAAACCAGAAAUGAGCAGAUCUAACUGUAAGCUACUUUGCAUGUUGUCAAUUGGCUAUAAAUUGCAGGAGCCAUUGACUCAGUGGAACAAAGUGCAUGAUUCAGGUAAGGGAACUGUGUAUUGCUGUAUCUAGCAACAGAUCUUCACUGAAUUUCCAUGUUUCUCUAAACCACUUCUAUCAGCCAAUCAGUAACUUUUAAUUCUGUAGUCUGUAGCUUUUUAAUUCAUUGUGUUUAAUAUGAUCAAUUACUACGUUACAUAAGAUGCAAGGAAACUGGAACAUUAACUUUUCUUUUUAAUAUCGUUUAGAUAUUUUCAGGUAUUACUCAGCAGUCUUAAAAUUAGCACGUCUUGCUUCCUUGGAUUUUACUUUCCUCUGAAGAUUGGUGAGUCUCUGGUCUAAUGGGAAGAGGAUUCUAACGUGCUCAGUGCAGACAGUAAGGCAACAGACAACUGUUCUAUGGAAUGCUGUUAUGCAGCAGAAUUGUUGGUGCAAAACAAAUACUGCAAGUAUCACAAGGGGCUAUGUUUUUGGUUUCUUGCUGUAUAUAGAUACUUUACUAUUAACUUUUUGCUAUUCAUUGAUUUUAUUUCAUUCUGACAAUAUUUUCAAGAUGUCACAGUAAAAAAUGUUUAGAACAACACAACUUGUGUUAAAAAAGAGAUGAUUAUCUGCUGCUUUUGUUUUAUGAAUGUAUAUAUUCACUUCUAAUCUUUGAGUAUCUUUAUUAAUUCAAAAUGAAUGUGUCUGCAUGCCAUCAGUGUGCCUAUAGAAAGAUCCAUUUAAGAUGCAUGUGACUGUCUCUCUUGUCUAACAGCAUGCUAUAAAGAACUCUGAACUCCCAAGAUUUCUGUACUGAGAUCCAUUUUGAUAAGAAAAAAACAAAUAGCACUGAAUGCAGAUGUACGUUGAUGGAAUAUGUUGUUAGAUUGGGUUAUUGAGUGAAAAUUCUCUUAGUGUUGAAAGUGGCAAGUUUGAAAUUAUUUUAAUGUUUUCUAAUAUCUCUAUCCUUGUGAGGGAUUAAGAGAAUCCAAUUUGUUAUGGAACUGUGAUCUGAAUAUUUGAAGCUUUUCAAGGUUGUUGUGAGUAGUGCAGUCUAGAUGUUUCUGGUAACCUACUUUGUGUUCAUGUGCUUUUUCUGUUAUGGAGGGUAUAAUCUAAGUAUCUUAGAAUGGAAAGUAUAGAUGAGGAAGAUGUUAAAGGAGCAUUUUUGGAUAGAUUUUGUGUUGGGAAGUACUGCUUGCAAUUGGUAAGGAUGGAUUGUAAUUCUUUAAAAAGGUAACUGUAUGCUUUAGAUAUAUUUUUAAGUAGCUAUUAUGUAAAAUAAUUUAAAAUUGAAAUUUAGUAUUUCAUCUCUGUGUUUCUCCACUUGUCUGUGUAUUAAACAAGAGGACCCAAGAUGGUGUCAGGUUUAACCAUAAUUCAUCCUCUAGGCCUUUUCUAAAGCUUAGAUGAAGAGUAAAUUGAAUACUUUACAGACCUAAAGUUAACAUUGGGAUCCCUUCCCUGUGCUGGUUUUACAUCGAGUCAAAACAGUACAGUGAAUGAGAUAUCAAAUGAAUAGAGAAGUAAUUUGUCAUUGAAGAUUUUUUUGGUAGAGAGUCUGUCACUGGAAUUGUCAAUGGGGUGGAGAGAAUGCCUUCAGUUUUGGCCUGCUUUAUGUUUUCUGUAAAGAUGAAAGUUUGGAGCAAGCUAGAUUUCUAUGGGGCUCAUAAAGGUGGAUCCUUCUCAUUUCUAAAGCAGAGAUGAAAGGAGAAUGUUUGCUCUUUCCUUUAGAAAGUGUUAACAGUUUAUUUUCUUAAGAUCUGUUGUGCAUUUUUUAAAAACACUUUAGCCAAUUUCCAUCCUCUUGUUUUUCUCAAAGAGGAUGUUUUCUGCCAUCUUUUGUUCUGAGAUGUUGCAAAUACAUUAGAAGUCUCACCUGGCAAGUGCCAGUUAGUAAUUACAGGUGAGUAUUUUGUCCUGAACAGCAUGAGUUGUUUAAAGUGAUUUGUAAUUAUGCAUUUCCAGGUUAAAUGCAGAACCUGAUGGAUGGGAAAAGCUACUGUAAUCUCAUGGACAAGUUGGCCAUUUCUGCUGACACUCAGUGCAUACAGCUGCCCCGGCCUUUCUGUGCAGACCCACUCGUCAUGUUUCACAUGUACCCAGAAACACCAAACCAGGUCGCUUGCUCUGAAGAUCUGUCAUUUCUUCCUUUCAUGUCUGACCAUUUCAUCACAGAGAACUUCUACAGUGAGCCCUGUGGCUUUUCCUACCAAAUACCCCACUGUAAUUACAACAGGAGUGAGUACUCCUAUGGGCCUGCUUUCAUCAGGAAGAGGAAUGAGAGGGAAAGGCAGAGAGUUAAAUGUGUCAAUGAAGGCUAUGCUAAAUUGAGACAUCACUUACCUAAGGAAUACUUAGAGAAACGGCUCAGCAAAGUAGAGACUCUCCGUGCAGCAAUAAAAUACAUCAGGUACCUACAGUCUGUUCUGUACAGUGACUCCAUGGCAGCAGACAAAAAUGUCAUGGAGCCAAGCCAAGCACCUAAAGCAAUUAACAAACAAAACCAAUUUUUGAAGGCUAUCUAAACUGUUCCAAAUCAAGGGAAAGAUAUCCUGCAUGGAAGCCUGGUAGCCACUGCUAUGAUGUUCAUGAUGUUCCUGAAACAUCUAGGAGCAGAUCAUACUACAGAUUGAUACCAGCCCACAGAAAAGCAUUUUAGUUUUGAAGGUAGUAACUGCGCUUACAGAAGUGUGACUGGAAAAUCACAUCUGAGUGGCCUCAGAUAAUUCAUGGAAAUUGGAAAGCACAUCUAAAAUUGUUACCGAACAAAAAAUACAAUACCUACAAGUGUGAAUUAAUUGUAUGUGCCAUCACAUUCUUCGUGCUUUGAAAUAAAAUAAAGUCUUUCCAGUGGUGAGGCUAAAAUUCCUUUAUUUUUCAGUAAUGUGACUGGUUUGCUCUCCUAUGCUCUUUCAUAGUUUUUUGUUCUUAUUGCCAGUGUUUCUCUUAGAAAGCGAGGUGGUCUUUAUAAAGGUAAAUAAAGGAAUGUUGUUCAAAGCCAACAAAAUGGAUAAUUUAGUUUAAAAGUGGAAGGAAAAGGGAGCAGUUCUCUGAAACAUUGUCACUGGGCGUAGGAAGAGCAUGACAUCUUGCAAAUGCAGUUUUAUUCCUAUGAGUAAAAAUUUUGAUCUCUUUCAAAACUGUUGAUUCAGCCUAAUUUCUAUUGAAAUUCUAUGGAAAUUCUUUUCCAUCUCUCCAUGCACUUAAAAAUUAGGACUGGUUGCACAAUACAGAGAGGGUUGGCAAGAUUCUGGCCUGGGAAGAAUUGUGUCCUGCGAAAGAAAUUCUUCUGGGAUCCUAUUCCCCUUAGUCUGUUUCUCUGUGUUAUCGAUGAUUUCAGCUAAUCAGUGUAGAACAGAUUUAUGCCAAGAUGGUGAAGAGAGUUUUAUCUUGUGAUUAGCAAAAUGUUCUUAACUUUUGCCGUGUGUCAUGGUUGGCAUUUAGCAGCAAUUUGGCUGGCAGCACGAGAGCAGUUCAUCUCUGGUUACAGCAAAAUGUAGAGAAAACAAUUCCAGACUUUGUAAGAGCUGGCAGUCCUUAAUUACAGUCAUCCAUCCCUCUGUUCUCAUGUUUUAAUAGUAGUGAAUUGAAAAAUGCCUACUAAAUGCAAUUAAGUAUUUCCCUGCCUGCACCGCACAGACAUAUCACAUAUCGAGGUUUGAACAUUUGUUAAGGAGGAAAUGAAGAAUAGGGAUCACAGUAGAGAUUAGCAGAAAGAUUUCAGUAUGGUUCUCUGACAUUUUGGAACAGAUUGCCCAAGGAGGUUGUGGAUGCCCCAUCCCUGGAGGCAUUUAAGGCCA